Messenger RNA from Talaromyces stipitatus ATCC 10500, 1437 nucleotides. Its product is annotated as mitochondrial protein. NCBI's taxonomy places the organism in Eukaryota, Fungi, Ascomycota, Eurotiomycetes, Eurotiales, Trichocomaceae. The transcript is spliced from 2 exons. The record is from RefSeq and is a predicted model, not a curated record. Gene Ontology annotation, biological process: mitochondrial outer membrane translocase complex assembly; protein insertion into mitochondrial outer membrane; phospholipid transport. Gene Ontology annotation, cellular component: ERMES complex; SAM complex. Bases 19 to 1437 code for a protein of 472 amino acids.
UACCCGAAGAUUGUGACAAUGCUGGAAUUCAUGGAUUACGUCCAACUGGCGUUCGCCGAAGCGACACGCUGGAACCAAGACAACUCCUAUUCUUCAUUAACUGCCAUAGCUGAAUCGCUCCUUGAUUUCCACGUACCCGAACGAUUACAAGUCCAUCUAUCGUCGCUCUCUACACCCCAUUUCGCAACUUCGUAUACACUCGGCACAGUUGGGUUGAUAGACGGCUCAGUUUCAUAUCUAUUCAGCACUGUUCCGUUAAAUAACACCCCAUCACAAAGCGGAGUCAUUCCAUUACGACGAUUAGUCCGUGGUUAUAGACAAAUCGAAGCUCCUGUCCCGCCAAUUCGGAAUUGGGGUUGGGAUGCAAUACCAUCGCAUGAUUCCUCUCAGAUUAUAGACAGCGCAGAUAUUAAUCAGGAUGAUAUCGUUCGGAAAGCGACCCUACUACAUGCGACGCUUCAUCUACCACCUCCCUCCACACUAAAUGCGCUGUUCCAGCGUCGCAUUUCUCCCACGACACAAAUCACGGCCGCCUUGGUUUCAACACAGGGUCCUCCGUUAAUCAAAUCGGCACCAUCCGCAGCGCUGCUCGCACAGAUAUCUCAUGAUACUGGAACCUUUAGCAAUGAAUAUCUAUUCAGCACCGACAAUGCGCUCUUCGGGUGGCGCGGUCUCUGGAACAUAGGCCUUGAUCCAAGUCCAGGCAAACAGUCUACAGACAAGGUAUCGCUCCUUUCUGCGGGUGCCGAAGCAUACUAUUCUCCUAUUUCGUCCCUGGUCGGGCUUUCCACUGGCCUAAAGUUUACCACAUUGCCAGCAGCUGGGCGAGCACUGUCGUCCUCGUCGUCAUCAUCACCUGGUAGUAACCCCAGUCCUAUAUCGAGUUUCCCAUACACCCUUACCCUCACACUCACACCUCUUACCGGCUCUUUAUCUACCACAUACUCAGCCCGUGCGUCGCCCAAUCUUGCGUUCAGCUCCCGAUUCGGGUUCAAUGUAUAUAGUUGGGAAAGUGAAAUGGUGGCCGGAUGCGAAAUUUGGCGCAAGAGUCCUCGCACUCAACCUGCCGAAGCGGAUGAUGGUCUUGACUGGGCACGACGCAAGAUGGGUAUUGUCAAAGAAAGGGCAGCAGAGAAAAUAUCAGCACUCUCUUCUUCAUCUAGUACCCCACAAGCAGUCGAAGAAAGCGAAGGAGAUUCCGUCGUUAAAAUCCGAGUUGAUCAGUCUUGGAACGUCCGACUACUCUGGGAAGGACGAGUCAAGUCCCUACUUGUAACGGCAGGAGUGUCACUUGGACCAGGAACCUUCACAGCACUAUCAUCCGGACCAGCCUCGCCGACAUCGUCUUCUGCGCCAGUAGCAAUGGCAGGUGCACCACCCACCUCGAGGCCUUCAUAUUGGCAAGGUGUAGGGGUCUCUAUUUUAUACUCAUCAUGA